CUACAUAAAAAUGUAACCUAGGGAUUGGUUGACUUGUGCCCAAAAAGACUUCCGGUUUCAUUGCUUCAUAGAUCCCAGCGGAAGUUGAGGUGUGAGACAACGGAAGUAGCGUCAGCGAAAGUGCGACAAAUAUGAAUCCACUGACAAAGGUAAAGCUCAUUAAUGAGCUUAAUGCCCGCGAGGCAAGUCUGGGGGUGAAGGAAUCUGUUUCUUGGCACCAAGACUACAAGGACAGCGCAUGGAUCUUCAUGGGUGGGUUGCCCUACGAGUUGACAGAAGGAGACAUAAUCUGCGUUUUCUCACAAUAUGGAGAGGUGGUCAAUAUUAAUCUUGUCCGUGAUAAAGCUACUGGCCGUUCAAAGGGAUUUUGCUUCCUUUGCUAUGAGGACCAGAGGAGUACUGUGUUAGCAGUGGAUAACCUGAAUGGGAUAAAGCUGAAGGGGCGCACAAUCCGUGUAGAUCAUGUGUCAAAUUAUCGGCCCCCAAAGGAUUCUGAUGAUAUGGAUGAAGUAACCCAAGCACUAAGAGAGCGUGGUUGUGGAGCACGAACACCUUCCCCAUUAUCUUCAGAUGUGGAGGAGGAAUUGAGGCGCAAAAAGAAAAAGAAAGAUAAAAAAAAGAAGAAAGAACGCAUAAAAGUGGAAAGCAGUGCAUCAUCUGGUGGAAAGAGAGAUGGUAGGGAGAAGGACAGGGGAGAGAGCAGUAUGGGUGACUUAAGUACAGUCAUUAAACAAGAACGUGUUGAUCCAGCGUAUGACAAAUAUCAAACAUCUAGCGUAACUAAAAGAGAAUGUUCCAGGGAGCGGGAGGAAGAGAGACCUAAUAAAAAAAUUAGUGAUAAUAAAGACUUUCAUCGGGAUGAGAGAAACAAAUAUAGAGAAAGAGAUGAUGAAAGAAACAGACCGAAAGAUGAUAGACACAGAGAGAGAAAUGAAGAACGGCAAAGAGAAAGAAAUGUACAAAGACAGAGAGAUGAGGAACGACGUGGGGGACGCCAGGAGGAGAGACAGAGGCACAAUGAACAAACCAGAUCCAGGCAUGGAGAGCGACAGGAACAGCAAACUAAAGACUACUAUAACAGUGACAGAAAGCACAAGAGAUAGCACCCAAACGUAAAGUGAGGAAUUAACAAUGAUUAUUUUAUGGUGGAGUUAAAAUAAGAAACAUUACACUGUUGAGUAAAAUGCAUUUUUAUAUAAUAAAACUUUUAUGUAUAAACAAAA
Molecule: messenger RNA, 1223 nt
Organism: Bombina bombina (fire-bellied toad)
Lineage: Eukaryota; Metazoa; Chordata; Amphibia; Anura; Bombinatoridae
Gene: RBMX2
Product: RNA binding motif protein X-linked 2
Exons: 6
Coding region: 132-1103 (323 amino acids)
Biological process (GO): mRNA splicing, via spliceosome
Cellular component (GO): U2 snRNP; precatalytic spliceosome; catalytic step 2 spliceosome
Molecular function (GO): RNA binding
Source: RefSeq, a predicted model, not a curated record